Hibiscus syriacus is the source of this 2542-nucleotide messenger RNA. Its product is annotated as putative pentatricopeptide repeat-containing protein At3g16890, mitochondrial. Lineage: Eukaryota; Viridiplantae; Streptophyta; Magnoliopsida; Malvales; Malvaceae. Gene Ontology annotation, molecular function: protein binding. The record is from RefSeq and is a predicted model, not a curated record. Bases 44 to 2074 code for a protein of 676 amino acids. The transcript has a single exon.
CCUGGUUCCAUUUGGUUUGUAGCUGGUGAUUUGCAGACGGGACAUGGGAAGGCUUUCCUCUUUAGCUUCAAGGUCAAAACCUUCACUCCAUAACCUCACAAAAUCCCCAAAAAGCGUUUCCAUUUCACCACAAUUCCCACUCACUCAACCUCCCCCUUCAUCUUCAACAGGUAACUCUCCCAUCAAUCAUCACUACAUUUCCCAUUUUCUCUCCAGAAAUGAUUGGUUUGUUCUGCUCAACCUCGAGUUAAAAGCCAAGAGACUAGUCUUGAAUCCUCAGUUCGUGAUUAGUCUCUUGCAAAAUCAAGAUAACCUACUGUCCCCUUUGAGAUUUUAUAUCUGGGUUUCCAAUAUCGACCCUUUAUUCGCAAAGGAUCGAUCGGUCAAGGCCACUUUAGCUAAUGCCCUUUAUCAGAAAGGUCCCCUUUUGUUGUCUGUUGAACUGGUUAAUGAUAUUAGGAAUUCAGGGUUUUGUGUCACUGAAGAUUUGAUUUGUGUUUUGAUUGGGAGUUGGGGGAGAUUAGGAUUAGCUAAGUAUUGUGCCGAGAUAUUUGGGCAGAUUUCAUUUUUGGGUCUUAGACCUACUACGAGAUUGUAUAACUCUGUGAUUGAUGCUUUGAUAAAAUCUAAUUCACUCGAUUUAGCUUAUUUGAAGUUCCAACAAAUGUCAACUGAUAACUGUAAACCGGAUAGGUUUACAUAUAAUAUUCUCAUUCAUGGUGUUUGUAAAACCGGUGUCGUCGAUGAGGCGGUUCGGUUAGUCAAGCAGAUGGAAAGUUUUGGAUAUUUGCCAAAUGUGUAUACCUAUACCAUCUUAAUCGAUGGGUACUGUAAUGCUGGGAGGGUCGAUGAUGCGCUUAGACUUCUCGAGACGAUGAGGAAGAGGAAUGUGUUCCCCAAUGAAGCCACCAUGAGAUCAUUGAUUCACGGUGUUUUCCGUUGUGUUGCUCCACCUAAGGCAUUUGGGUUGUUGAUAAUGUUUUUGGAGAAGGAGCCUAUGAUGCAGAGAUUGGCUUGUGAUACUCUUCUGUUUUGUCUAUCGAAACAUUUUAUGGCUAGGGAAGCUGCAUUGUUUAUGAAGAAACUUUCGGGGAGAGGCUAUCUGCCUGAUAAUUUGACAUUUAACCUUACGAUGACAUGUUUGAUAAAGGGAUUUGAUCUUGAUGAGGCAUGUCGGAUUUUGGAUAGCUUUAUUGAGCUCGGUUUGAUACCGGGGUUUAAUACAUAUCUUGCACUUAUGCAAGCCUUGUACGGUAUAGGAAAAUGCGCCGAGGGAGAUAGGUAUUUCGACUUGAUGACUAAGGGUGGGUUGUUAUGCUCCAUUAUUUCGUAUAACAUGGUGAUUGAUUGCUUAUGCAAAGCUACUAUGAUGGACAAGGCAAGAAACACUUUUAGUGAGAUGUGCCUUAGAGGUAUAGCUCCUACUCUUGUUACUUUCAAUACCCUUAUUGAUGGGCAUUGCAAGAUCGGACAAGUACAUGAGGCUAGGAAAUUUCUGGUAUUGCUUCUAGAGUCCGGUUUUGAUCCAGAUAUCUUCACAUUUAGUUCACUAAUUGACGGACUUUGUCGAGCACACAUGCUUGAUGAUGCUUUUGAUUGUUUCUCCGAAAUGUUUCAGUGGAAUGUCACCCCGAGUGAUGUUACAUACAAUAUAUUGAUUCGUUCUUUGUGCAUAAUCGGGGAUGUUGCGAGAGCAAUGAAACUUGUAAGAAAAAUGCAGUCAGCCGGAAUAAGUGCUGAUGUUUUCUCUUUCAAUGCUCUCAUUCAAUGUUUUUGUAGAAUGAAGAAGAUCGAGGACGCUAAAAAGCUUUUGGUCACCAUGCUGACGUUGGGAUUGGAUCCCGACAGAUAUACUUAUGGUGCUUUUGUUAAGGCGUUUUUCGAAUCCGAAAGAUAUGAUGAAGCGAUUGGGGUGUUUCACUCGAUGGAAGCGAAAGGUUGUUUUCCUGAUCCUUAUACAUGCAAUUUAGUUUUGGACUCUUUAGUCAAGAAGGGUUACUCGGAAGAUGCCCGGGAUAUUAUAAAACGAUGCAGCCGGAGGAGUACUAAGGUAAACGUGAUUCCCGGGCUCUAGGAUUUGUGUAUUUAAAUGAUGAUGUUGGGAUUUAGGCUGCGAAGGGCAGACAGAUUAGCCAGUGGUUUUCAAACCACGGCCGAUGCAACGGAACAUCAGGCAGUCUAUUCGUUCAUUCACGUCACGCUAUGUGCUCAAAAAGUUAUGCUUAUUAUAUGGUGGGAUAUGUGAGUGCAGUUGCUAGAAGAACUGAGCAAUGAACUUCACUCGGCACCAUUUACUUUCAGAUCAUCUUAAACUUUUCAAAGAAAUACUGGUAUAGUGAAAAAGAGGAAGAAGAAAGAAAUUUCGCUACAUACUAAAGGAAGUUUGUGGCCGGAAUGAAGAACGGCUAUCGCGUUCGACGGAAAUGAGUUGAGGGUGGUGAGUUCCAGCAGCUAUAAGUUUCCCCAGGAAUUGACAUGGUUUAUACUUGAAGUGCUAACAUAAUUGAAAUGUUCAUUUUCAAUUAAGCCUAUUAUUGCAGUA